CAGUUUUCUCAGAGCAGUUGUCGUGUUCGCACGCGGAGCGCAUUGCGUAAAACAAGAGCAAAAAGCAGCAGAGGAAAAAAAAAUAAGUUUUCGUUAGUUUCGUGUGUGUUUUUGCGCAAUUAUUACUGGCAGUAAAAUUGGUUAAAUGUGGCCAACAAAUAACGCCAUUUAAUGCAAAUGUGUGAAAGUGUUGUCUCUAAAUAAAAAUAUUACAACUAAGAAAAACAACAGCCGACUUUGUUUAACGCAUUUGUAAAACGUGCGCGAUACGGAAAAAAACCACAACAAAAACAACUGCAACAACAAUUACCAUUUGGAGCAGCUUUCAAAAACGCUUAUAUUUGUAUCGAAUGUCUAGCUACGGAUACAAAAUCCAUGCGCUUUCAGACUUAAGUUUCUAAGGCGAUUUCUAAUUGAUAUUGUUUGAUGAGUGUAUCGACUACGGUUUAACUCUACCCCAAUAAAGGAAAACAUAUUCUAGACUAAGGAAAAGCGGAAAGCUGUAAAUUACUUGAAAAUACAUUAAAAAUGUACAAAAAGCUGCAGUAAAACAAAAAAAAAAAAAAAAAAAAAUACCAAACAAACAGAAAAGAGAGAAAAAAGGUUACUGGCAAAAAUAAGACACAAACAAGAACAUCCACUGCGAACAGGAUGCGUGAAGUAAGCGCAGCGGCGCCACUGUCCUUGCUGCUGCUGGUGCUGGUUGUCCAGGCGCUCAACUGGCCGCUAGGCGAGGCACUCUUUGGCCGCGAUGAUUGUCGAGAUCUCACCAUAUCGUCCUGCGAAUGUGCUCCCUCGCUGUCGGAAUACGAACUCAAUUGUCCCGGCAACAGUUACAAUCCCAAGUUUAAGAUUACCAUUCGACCCGGCAGCACAGUGCAGAUCGAAUGCAAUCUGACAGAUGCCUCCGAAUACACACAGAUGCCCAAGCUGAGCAUUGGUAGCAUUAAUAUGGUGCAGAUCAAGCGUUGUCCACUGCCCCAUCACACACCCAUCGCUGGCAUCAUGGACCAUUUGGGCAUCCGGGAUACGAAGGUGCUCAUCUUUGAGGGUAAUGAUCUGCACGUGAAUCUCACACGGAUGCACUUCGAGCGGCUGCAGAAAUUGCAACGUUUGCGAUUUGCUGCACGUCGUUUGCCGUACAUUCCCGAGGAUCUGCUGAGCGAUAUGCAUCUGCUCAACUGGCUGGAUAUGCGUGCUGCCAAUCUGGGUGCGCUGCCCGCUCGCCUGCUCGCCAACAUGGAGAACUUGCAGUUUCUCGAGUUGGGCAGCAACAAUUUGAAGCAGCUGCCACGCGGUCUCUUUCACAAUCUGCACAAGCUGUUGCAUUUGAAUUUGUGGAGCAAUCAGUUGCACAAUCUCAGCAAGCAUGACUUUGAGGGCGCCACCUCCGUCAAGGAUAUCGAUCUGCAUAACAAUGGCAUCGUUCAGCUCAAGCCGGAUGUCUUUGCCCUGCUCACCAAUGUGACAGAGAUCAAUUUGAAUGGCAACAGUUUUCGCUCACUGCCCGAGGGCCUAUUUGAGCACAAUAAAAUGUUGCAGCAGGUCAAGUUGCAAAAUAAUCGUGUGCCUCUGGCCAACCUGCCCGCUCGCCUCUUUGCCAACCUGCCCGAGCUGCGCACCCUCUAUUUGCGCUGCGAACUGGAAACACUUGCAGCCGAUCUCAUCGAGAACUCGACGGCCUUGACAGACAUCUCGCUAUAUGACAAUCGGCUGAGCACAUUGCCAGCCAAAUUUUUGGAGCAACAGUUGAAUCUGAUUAAUUUGGAUUUGCACAAGAACCUCUUAAGUCAUCUGCCAGAUGGCAUCUUUCAUCAUCUGGUCAAAUUGGAGACGCUGAAUCUCGCCGAAAAUCAGCUAACAGAAAUAUCAAGCAAACUGUUUAGCAAAUUGAUGAAUCUGAAGACGCUGCGUAUGAAUGAUAAUCGCUUGUUGACGAUUCGUCCUCAGGCAUUUGCCGGCAACACUUUGCUGCGUCAACUGAAUUUGGCGAACAACCGAAUCAAUCUGCACGAAUAUCUGACUGUGCAUGGCGUGGAUAUGGAUCUGGGCUCACCAUUUGCCCAUCUUCGCAAUCUGACAACGCUCAAUUUGCGCAAUAACUCGCUAAUGGUGAUCUUCAGUGACUGGAAAUAUGCGAUGAGGGAACUGCAGGAGAUUGAUUUGAGCUACAAUAACUUUACGUGGCUGGAUUAUUCCGAUCUGGACUUUGUCUCAGCGUUUGACUUGACAGUGAACAUGUCCCACAAUCAGCUGCACACGGUGCACUUUUACAAACAGACUGAGUUCCAGCCGCUGGACAAGGGUUUGCGACUGGUGCACGGCGUGAAAUCGGUUCACGUGGACCUCAAUGAUAAUCCCUUGGUCUGCGAUUGCACCCUGCUGAGAUUUUUACAGGUGGUGCGUGGCGACAUUCAGCCGGAUUAUGCCAAGAAUUUAAUCACUUAUACGGAUAGACUGAAUUGCCAGGCGCCGAUUGCUCUAGCGGAUCGUGCAAUGAGAUUUGUGCAUCCGAGCGAACUCGUCUGCAAUUUUGACCAGGCCGAGGAUCCCAAGGAGCGCCGCUGUCCCAGCCACUGUGAGUGUCUGGUGCGCACCUUUGACUCCACUCUGAUUGUCAACUGUUCGAAUGGCGAAUUGACCAAGAUACCCAAACUGCCGCGUCUGCCGCAAAAUCUCCUCGAGAUGGAGCUGUAUGUGGAGAACAAUACGCUGCUCAAGUUGCCGCAAAAUAAUGCACCCGGCUAUGAAAACGUGACCAGAUUGUAUGUGGCCGGCAAUAAUCUCACUCAGCUGGAGCCCAGUCAAUUGCCCGCAAAUCUAAAGUAUCUGGAUAUGAGUCGGAAUCAGCUGCAGUUGCUCAACUCCAGUGUGCUUGGGUAUCUCAACAGCACCUUGGAUAAUGUAACACUGCGACUCUCCCAGAAUCCCUGGAUCUGUAAUUGUGGGGCAAGGGAAUUGUUGCUAUUCACGCAAAAUAAAUACGAAAGGAUACCGGAUCACACGAACAUGUUUUGCAUGGAUGCCGAGAUGCCGACGCGUCUAAUGGAACUGAAUAUCAAUGAUAUAUGUCCGAGACCGAAGAGUCUGCUCAUCGCUGUCACCGUCAUCAUCUCGCUGGCCGGUUUCCUUUUGGGCAUCUCGGCGGCUCUCUACUACAAAUACCAGCAGGAGAUCAAGAUCUGGCUGUAUGCCCAUAAUCUGUGCAUGUGGUUUGUCACCGAGGCCGAGCUCGACAAGGAUAAGAAAUUUGAUGCGUUCAUCUCGUACUCGCAGAAGGAUCAGAGUUUCGUGGAGAAACAUCUGGUGCCGCAGCUGGAGCAUGGACCACAAAAGUUCACACUAUGCGUUCAUGUGCGAAAUUGGCUCGUUGGUGGCUUCAUACCCGAGAACAUUGUUCGAUCUGUGGCGGAUUCGAGAAGAACGAUUAUUGUGCUGAGUCCGAAUUUCAUUAAAUCGGACUGGGCUCGCAUGGAGUUCAGGGCGGCACACAGAUCAGCGCUGAAUGAGGGCAGAUCUCGUGUCAUAGUCAUCAUCUAUUCAGAUAUUGGCGACAUUGAACAGCUCGACGAUGAGUUGAAGGCGUACCUGCGCAUGAACACCUAUCUGAAGUGGGGUGAUCCAUGGUUCUGGGACAAGUUGCGUUAUGCUCUGCCCCAUCGGUCGCCCAUCGGUGUUAGUCAGGGCAAUGGUUCGCUGAUCAAAUCGGCCCUCAAGGGAUCCACCGAUGACAAACUGGAGUUGAUUAAGCCAUCGCCAGUGACGCCGCCACUGACGACACCGCCCGGCGAUACCACAAAGAAUCCGUUGGUGGCCCAACUGAAUGGCGGAACUCCACAUACGGCAAUCAUGAUUGCCAACGGCAAGAAUGGCCUAACCAAUCUCUAUGCGCCGAAUGGCAAGGCACAUCAUCAUCAUCAUCAUGGCAAUGGACACAUCAAUGGCGCCUUCAUCAUCAAUACGAACGCCAAGCAGAGCGAUGUAUAGAAGUGGCACAAAACGGAGCCCGACGCCGAUGAGCUCCUGUUCCAUUGAAGGCAAAUUCCAAAUCCUUUUGCUAUGACCAAUCCCAAGCCCAAACCCAAACCCAAAUCCAAAUGUUGCACCCACAGCUGAAUGUAUAAAAAAUUAGAUGCAAAUUCUGACUAGACAAAACAAAUUCUCAAAUUCUGCAAAAAUCAUCCUACAUUUUAUGCUCUGUGUAUGAAUGUGUGUGUCAGUGUGUGUGUGUGUGUGUGUGUGUGUGUUCGAGUGUGUGUGUGUGGGUGUGUCAUUUUUUUCUGUCUAGCUGAAAUUCUGUAGAAUAAUUUUACAAGAAAUUCCCAAGCGCAAAACAAAAUUAAAUUGGUGAAAAUUCGCAAUUUUCAAAAUUUCAUGUGGCCUUUGUUGACAUAGAAAAAAAAAAGAAAAGAAAAACAAAAACAAAAAACAAAAGAAAAACAGAAAGCAGAAAGCAGAAAAGAAAAUGAGAAACUAAAAACAAAAACAAAAACUAAAACUAAACUUAGGCUAAUUAAGAGCUUAUCAUUCUGUUUAGUGUUAAAUACAUAGUAUAUGUAAGUUAAGCAUAAGCAAUCUUAAUUAUUUUGUACAUUAUUCAUUAUACUACUACUUAUGAUAUUGUACAUUUUUUCUUUGUUUAAGUUGAAACGCACGCUAAGGAAGCUCACAAUUUAAUUUUUAUCAUCUUCCUGCACGAAUCUCAAGUUUUUAUAGAACUUUUGAACAAAUUGAGCUUUAUUUUUUUUUUUCUUAUACAAUCUAUGAUUUGUCUAUAAGUAAUGCACAUGCAAUAUAUACAUACAUAUGACGUAUCCAAAUAGUAGCAUAUAAAACUAUGCCGUGUACUGAAUGUAAUUAAAAACAAAAAAAGAAAAGAACAAAAAAAUUAUAAAUAUAUUAAAACGAAGAACAAGAAAUUUAUCAUCCUCUUUGUAUGUAUGUAUUGGUAUCUACUGACCUAUCCCACUGUACAUACAAACAAAUGGAAAAUUUUGUACACUUCCAAAUGCAUAACAAAAAAUCUCAUUUAAAAUAUAUAAAUAUACGUUUAAUAUUUACACAUCUCUUUGUCAUGACGCUAUUAACUGAAAGUACUCGUAAAUGCACUCUAUACACGGCAUACAACAUAUUUACUACCAUACAUACAUCACUUUAUCAACCUAAUGCAUAUACAUACAAGCAUACAUACAUACAUACAUUAUAUUUCUUCGUUUUCGCAUUUCAAUAAUAAUACGCAUAGCCGAUAUGUAUAAGUAGCUACAUAUGUCAUGUCUCUGAAAUAAUAUGUAUUGCCUAAGGUACCUACAAAUUUAUGCAGACAAAAACACUCAUUUACUUAUACAAAAUGAAAACACACGUGUAUGUACAUAUGCAUAUGUACAAUUACAUCAUUCAAUGUAAUUGUGUACACCAGUGUGUGAAGUAUACAAAUACAAAUAAAUAAAAUAUAUUUUAAAAAUUAA
This is a messenger RNA of Drosophila grimshawi, 5465 nucleotides long. It is a transcript of the gene Tl, whose product is annotated as protein toll. The transcript is spliced from 6 exons. The record is from RefSeq and is a predicted model, not a curated record. NCBI's taxonomy places the organism in Eukaryota, Metazoa, Arthropoda, Insecta, Diptera, Drosophilidae. Gene Ontology annotation, molecular function: transmembrane signaling receptor activity; protein binding. Gene Ontology annotation, cellular component: membrane. Gene Ontology annotation, biological process: immune response; toll-like receptor signaling pathway. Bases 652 to 3987 code for a protein of 1111 amino acids.